ACCCGCGCGCCGAAGGCCAGGCCUGGGCGGAGCGCAGGGCGCGGGCGCUGGGGAGGCUGCGCCGCAGCACCCGGUUGGUCAGAACCAAGUGGGCCCGAGGCGGACGUGAGAAGGGUCGGGCCAAGAUGGCGGUGCAGGUGGUGCAGGCGGUGCAGGCGGUUCAUCUUGAGUCUGACGCUUUCCUCGUUUGUCUCAACCACGCUCUGAGCACAGAGAAGGAGGAGGUGAUGGGGCUGUGCAUAGGGGAGUUGAACGAUGAUACAAGGAGUGACUCCAAAUUUGCAUAUACUGGAACUGAAAUGCGCACAGUUGCUGAAAAGGUUGACGCUGUCAGAAUUGUUCACAUUCAUUCUGUCAUCAUCUUAAGACGUUCUGAUAAGAGGAAGGACCGAGUUGAAAUUUCUCCAGAGCAGCUGUCUGCAGCUUCAACAGAGGCAGAGAGGUUGGCUGAACUGACAGGUCGCCCUAUGAGAGUCGUGGGCUGGUAUCAUUCCCAUCCUCAUAUAACUGUUUGGCCAUCACAUGUUGAUGUUCGCACACAAGCCAUGUACCAGAUGAUGGAUCAAGGCUUUGUAGGACUUAUUUUCUCCUGUUUUAUAGAAGAUAAAAACACAAAGACUGGCCGGGUACUCUACACUUGCUUCCAAUCCAUACAGGCCCAAAAGAGUUCAGAGUCCCUUCAUGGUCCACGAGACUUCUGGAGCUCCAGCAAGCACAUCUCCAUUGAGGGCCAGAAGGAAGAGGAAAGGUAUGAGAGAAUCGAAAUCCCAAUCCAUAUUGUACCUCAUGUCACUAUCGGGAAAGUGUGCCUUGAAUCAGCAGUAGAGCUGCCCAAGAUCCUGUGCCAGGAGGAGCAGGAUGCGUAUAGGAGGAUCCACAGCCUCACACAUCUGGACUCAGUAACCAAGAUCCAUAAUGGCUCAGUGUUUACCAAGAAUCUGUGCAGUCAGAUGUCGGCAGUCAGUGGGCCUCUCCUACAGUGGUUGGAGGACAGACUGGAGCAAAACCAGCAGCAUUUGCGGGAAUUGCAACAAGAAAAAGAAGAGCUUAUGCAAGAACUUUCUUCUCUAGAAUAAAGCAGGAGACAAAGUCGGGAAAGAUGAAAAUAUCCAGUGUAAAGUUAAUUAAGCUAAAUCAAUUUUGAAGAAGAAAAAGUUGGAGGACUCACAUUACCUGACUUCAAGACUUACUAUAAAGCUAUAGUAAUCAAGAUAGAUGGUAUUGGCAGAGGAACAGGCAGAUAGAUCAAUGGAACAGUUGAGAGAGCCCAGAAAUAAACCCAUAUAAAUAUGCCCAACUGAUUUUGAAAAAGUGCAAAGCAAUUCAAUGGAGGAAGAAUAGCCUUUCCGACAAAUUAUGCUGGAGCAAUUAGACACCCACAGCAAGGAGAAGAAAGAACCUCUACUUAAACCUCACAUCUUAUAUAAAAUUUAACUCUAAAUGUGUAAUGGACUUAAAUGUAAUACAUAAAACUAUAUAACUUUGAAAAAAGCCACAGGAGAAAAAUCUUCAGGAUCUUGGGCCAGGUGACAAGUUCUUGGACUUUGCCCCAAAAGCACAAUCCAUAAAAGGAAAAAACUGAUAUAUUGGAUUUCUUCAAAACUUAAAAACUUUUGAUUUAAGAAGAGGAAAAGACAAGCUACAGCUUGAGAUGAAUUAUUUGCAAGCCACCUAUCUGAUCAAUUUGGAAUAUAUAAAGUUUGCUCAAAACUCAACAGUAGUCCAGGCAUGGUAGCUCAUGCUUGUAAUCUCAUCACUUUGGGAGGCCAAGAUGGGAGGAGUGAUUGAGGUUAGGGGUUCAUUACCAGCCUGGGCAACAUAGUGAGACUCUGUCUCUACAAAAAAUUUUUUUAAAAAUUAGCUGGGCACCAUGACACACACCAGUAGUCCCAGCUACUAGGGAGGCAGGAGGAUCACUUGAGCCCAGGAGUUUGAGGCUGCAGUGAGCUAUGAUCACACCACAACACUCCAACCUGGGUAAACAGAGUAAGGCCUUGUCUCAAAAAAAAAAAGAAAGCCACAAAAAUUCAACCAUAAAAACAGUCCAAGUAGAAAAUGGGCAAAAGACAUGACUAUAUGUUUCACCGAAGAGGAUCUACAAAUGGCAAGUAAGCAUAUGAAAAGCUGUUAAACUCCAUAGUCAUCAGGGAAUGCAAAUUGAAACCACAGUGAGGCUAUGACUUACUUAUCUGAAUGGCUAAAUUAAAAAUAAUGAAAAUACCAAAUACUGAUGAGGAUACAAACUGGAUAUUUCAUACAUUGCUGACAGGCACAGAAAAUGGUACAGCCACUCUGGAGAAGAGUUUAUAAAUUUCUUAUCACGUUAAACAUAAGACCCAGCAGUUGUGCUCCUGGACAUUCAUUACAGAGAAAUGAAAACCUAUAUUGUACUUGUACCCAAAUAUUCAUAGCAGCUUUAUUUGUAAUAGCCCCAAACUGGAAACAAUCCAGAUGUCCUACAACAGGUAAAUGGUUAAACAAACCAUCCAUAAUUUGCAAUACUACUCUGGAAUGAAAAGGAACUAACUGUUGACAUAAGACUUGGUUGUGCCUCAGAGGUAUUACGGUGAACCAAAAAAAGCCAGUCUCAAAUGGUCACAUACUGUAUGAUUGCAUUUAUAUAACAUUCUUGAAAUGACAAAAUUAUUGAAAUGAAGAACAGAUUAAUGGUUGCCAGGGACAGGGACUGGAGAGGGUGUGGGGUGUGACUCUAAAGGGAUGGCAUAAGGAGUUCCUCUGUGCUGAUGGAGCAGUUCUAUAUGAUUGUGAUGAUUAUGAUGUUGAUUAUAAUAGUUGAUUAUGAGGUUAAGCAGAUGAAUCAAUACCUGUGCUGAAGUUGUAUGGACCUACAUACACACAAAUGAAUGCAUGUAAAAUCUGGUGAUAGUGAAUAGUCUGUAGUCUAGACAGCAGUAUAAUAUAAUUGUCAGUAUCUUGGAUAUGAAGUUGUACUUAGACCAUACCACUGGAGGGAACUGGUAAAUGAUACAUGAGACUCUGUACUAUUUUUGCAACUUCCUCUAAGUAUAUAAUUAUUGCAAAAUAAAAUGUUGUGUAAGUUUUAAGUAAGGAACUGGGAUGUAUGGUACCUGUUUUAUGAAAUAAAUAAGAAAAGGGUGACUGAAAAUUUGAGAGGAAUAAAACGAUUGGAAUGUU
Cebus imitator (Panamanian white-faced capuchin) is the source of this 3156-nucleotide messenger RNA. It is a transcript of the gene BRCC3, whose product is annotated as BRCA1/BRCA2-containing complex subunit 3. The transcript is spliced from 12 exons. Gene Ontology annotation, cellular component: BRISC complex; BRCA1-A complex. Gene Ontology annotation, molecular function: polyubiquitin modification-dependent protein binding; cysteine-type deubiquitinase activity; metallopeptidase activity. Lineage: Eukaryota; Metazoa; Chordata; Mammalia; Primates; Cebidae. The record is from RefSeq and is a predicted model, not a curated record. Bases 126 to 1076 code for a protein of 316 amino acids. Gene Ontology annotation, biological process: double-strand break repair.